AUGGCCAAAGAGACUUUGGGUAAUUACAGGUCCAGUGACUCAAGCGAUGUCGCUGCCACGAAAUACAGCGGUGCACAAUUGGCAAGAAAUAACCCUGAUCUCUCGGGUUCAGUGGAGGGUUUAGAAAAUGUCAAGUCAAUGCCGACGAUCUGUCGAACACGGACUCCAGAGUGCUGUGAACUCGAUGGAAAGCAUGUUAUCAAUCCUCGCUCGCAUUUGAGAACAGGUGAACAUAUGAUUGUCGAGUUUGACGGUCCUGAUGAUCCCUACCAACCUCUGAAUUGGUCAUUCUCAAAGAAGGCCAUUACAACUAUUCUCUACGGAUUCACUGCAAUGGUGUCAACUGAAGUCGCGACCCUCGGAACUUUAUUGCUUCUAUUCGCCUUGGGAUUGGGUCCUCUCAUCUGGGCACCAAUAUCAGAGAUGUACGGACGAAAGCCCGCUGUUGUCAUCCCUUAUUUCUUCGCCGCUGUGUUUUCCUUUGCUACUGCGACCGCCAAAGAUAUACAGACUGUUAUGAUAACCCGCUUUUUUACCGGGUUCUUUGGAUCUGCCCCUGUGACAAAUUGCGGCGGGGUGUUAGGCGACAUUUGGACACCUGAACAGCGUGGUGCAGCGAGAGUGAUAUACUCAUUGGCAGUAUUUGGUGGACCUGUUUUAGGCCCUAUCGUGGGAGGUGCUAUCUCACAAAGCAAUCUUGGCUGGCGUUGGACUGAGUAUCUUACCGGGAUCAUGAUGAUGGUGUUCGCUAUAUUAGACAUCCUCAUUGUAGACGAAAGCUACCCACCUGUCCUAUUAAAAUAUACGGCACAGCGCCUACGCUUUGAAACAGGAAACUCGGCACUCCAUGCCCACCAUGAAGAGUGGAAUUUCACUUGGAGAGAUUUUGGGAAAAAGUAUCUUCUUCGUCCCCUACGACUCCUAAUAACCCCAAUUUGCUUCUUCGUUGCACUAUAUGCAUCAUUUGUAUACGCAAUUCUUUACCUCAGCUUAGCCGCAUUCCCAAUCAUUUUUCAAGACAUUCGAGGUUGGAAUCAAGUUGUUGGUGCUCUUCCUUUCCUGGCCUACUUUAUCGGUAUUUCCAUCGGUGCCGUUAUCAACCUCGCCAAUCAAAACUUGGCGUGA
Molecule: messenger RNA, 1125 nt
Organism: Penicillium malachiteum
Lineage: Eukaryota; Fungi; Ascomycota; Eurotiomycetes; Eurotiales; Aspergillaceae
Exons: 2
Coding region: 1-1125 (374 amino acids)
Biological process (GO): transmembrane transport
Molecular function (GO): transmembrane transporter activity
Source: RefSeq, a predicted model, not a curated record